AUGAGCGGCCCACCGCCGGCUUACGAUGAGCACGAGAAAUAUGCGACGAGUCAACCCGAAUACAUGGCCACAUUUCAUUCAGUUCCGACGCCUGGUUCGCCUAGAACGACCCUUCGUCCACCAGGUCACGCUAUUUAUGAUCACUCGUGCUCCACACAUCCACCCACCCACAUCCGAAGUCAAUAUGAAUGCCACGGGACUCCCGUCUAUCAAUAUAGAAACAGUAAGCAAGACCACUACAAA
This is a messenger RNA of Mesorhabditis belari, 243 nucleotides long. The record is from the annotation of a GenBank genome assembly. NCBI's taxonomy places the organism in Eukaryota, Metazoa, Nematoda, Chromadorea, Rhabditida, Rhabditidae.